Messenger RNA from Orycteropus afer afer, 732 nucleotides. The record is from RefSeq and is a predicted model, not a curated record. Lineage: Eukaryota; Metazoa; Chordata; Mammalia; Tubulidentata; Orycteropodidae.
AUGAAGCUGCCUUUAGCCUCUCCCCACAGAAGGGGCGUACCCUGGCAGGGCGUCCUAGUCACAGUCUCACUUUUACUCUCCUGGAGUCCGCCCAUCUCAGCCCAAGCCGCUAUUGAGUCAGUGCCCCUCAACGUGGCUGAAGGGAGCAAUGUUCUUCUACUUGUCCACAAUGUGCCACCGGAUUGUAUUGGUUACAAUUGGUACAAAGGGGGUGAUGCUAAAAAUCCCAGCCUUCGUAUUUUAACAUAUAGCAUACAAGGGCAAACAACCAGCACAGGCCCUGCCUACAGCGGCCGAGAGACUGUCUACAACAACGGAUCCUUGGUGAUUCAGAAGGUCACCCAAAAUGACAUGGGAAUCUACACCCUACAAAUAAUAAAGCAAGGUUUUCAGGUUGAAACAACAACUGGACAGUUCCACGUAUACCGAUUCUUGACAAAGCCCUCCAUCCAAGCCAGCAACACCACCGUCACAGAACACAAGGGUCCUGUGGUCCUGGCCUGCCUCACCAACCACACUACAGUGUCCAUUCAGUGGAUCUUCAAUGGGCAGAGUCUGCAGCUCGUGGAGAGGACAACACUGUCCCAAGACAACAGAUCCCUCACCAUAGACCCCGUCAAGAGGGAGGAUGCUGGGGAGUAUCAGUGUGAGGUCUCUGACCAGGUCACUUCCACCAAAAGUGACCCCCUCAUGCUGACUGUGAAGUAUGUUGAAUCCCUAUGGUGGAAGUGA